Acanthaster planci (crown-of-thorns starfish) is the source of this 2180-nucleotide messenger RNA. RefSeq names its product arylsulfatase B-like. The record is from RefSeq and is a predicted model, not a curated record. Lineage: Eukaryota; Metazoa; Echinodermata; Asteroidea; Valvatida; Acanthasteridae. Gene Ontology annotation, molecular function: sulfuric ester hydrolase activity.
GAAAGCCAAGUUGACGCGUUAUUAUGAGUCACUGCAGCACGGUAGCCAAUCGAACAGAAUUUGUGAAAACCAAAAGCUGUUAACCUGAACGCAACACGUUUACUGUGUUUGCCUUCUGAAAGCACUAGCUCUUGAAUGUCGUCUCUCACAAUGGAAUAACGGGAGAUUCGCAGUCGGACUUGUUAAAAAGUCAUCGAUCAUGGCGUGUUUUUCAAGCCUUAUAAUCAAUACGUGAACAUAGAAGCUGACGGUCUGCGUGGAAACCGUUUACUACAUGUUGCAGCACCACAUACACAUGUGGAAUGGUUGGAUGGGGGACGAGUGAGCCUUCAACUCCCGGGUUCUUCAUCGCAACACAGUCUGGCGGUCUUGGGAUUGAUUUUCAAAGACAGGGAGCUGAUCUGUAUGUCGACUGGUCAACAUGGCAAUUGUCCGUCUUGUCAGCUGUCAGCCGUCGAAAUUCUUAAUUCUCGCGUCGAUCGCUGCUGCUGUAGCGUUGCUGCUUGUGCUUCAAAUAUCACCUGGUCAUCUUCGUAUCGAAACUGAUUCCGUACUCUAUUACAAACCCCGUGGGGAUGAUCCAAAACAUUUUUUACCCACAGCAGAGGGAACUGGACAGAAACCGAAUAUUGUGUUUCUUCUGGUUGAUGAUUUAGGUUAUAACGACGUAGGUUAUCACGCUAAGAAUGGCAAGUCAGCUAUCAGAACUCCGAACAUUGACGAACUCGCCGAGCAAGGCGUCAAGUUGGAGAAUUACUAUGUACAACCUCUGUGUUCUCCAACCAGGAGCCAGCUCAUGACGGGCAGGUAUCAGAUCCGUAUGGGAAUUCAGCACUACUUGUUUGAGCACAGCCGACCACAAUGUUUGCCGCUGGAUGAAGUCACUCUACCGACCAAGUUGAAGGAAGUUGGCUACUCGACGCACGCAAUUGGCAAAUGGCAUCUCGGCUUCUGCCAUCGAGCUUGUCUACCAACCAGCAGGGGAUUCGACACAUUCUUUGGCUUAUAUACGGGUGGGGGAGAUCACUGGUACUAUAAUCGCUCCAUGGAAAGUCACAGACACGUCUCGGGACACGACCUGCAUGAUGAUACCACAGAGGAACUGAAGAAUGUGCGUCAGUAUGACGGUAUCUACAGCGCUGAACUCUUCACAUCGCGUGCCCAGAAGAUUAUCAAACAACACCGGAGGGACAGGCCGUUCUUCCUGUAUCUGGCCUACAAGAAUGUCCACUUUCCAAUCCAAGCCCCUCAACGUUACAAGAAUUUAUACCAAGAUUCCAUUAGCGCAAACCACAGACGGACAUACGCCGGAAUGGUCAGCGCUGUGGAUGAAAGCGUCAGAAACCUGACAAGGACACUCAAGGAGGAAGGCGUUUGGGAUAACACAAUUGUUAUCUUCUCGUCGGAUAACGGUGGAUCAUUAACCAGUCAGGGUAACAAUUGGCCCCUUCGUGGCGGAAAGAAGAACUUGAACGAAGGCGGAGUGCGGGCUGUUGGUUUCGUUAGCGGUCCGCUUCUACCUAAAGCCGUGCAGGGUACCGUCAAUGCGGAGCUCAUCCAUGUCAGCGAUUGGUUACCAACCCUAGUAAGGAGCGUUGCUGGUGGCCAUACCAACAACACCAAACCUUUAGAUGGAUAUGAUGUAUGGAAAACAAUCAGCGAAAGAGCCGCAUCACCCCGUACUGAGAUUCUUCACAACAUCGAUCCCAUGCAGGACUAUGAAAGUCUUAGCCUGGAGGACCAAGCAUUGUUAACCUCGUUGGCAGGAGAUCAUAACUUCGACCCUGGUAUUUGCGCAGCAAUCAGAGUCGGUGAUUGGAAAUUACUAACCGGAGCGUCAGGGAGUUCAAAAUGGCGUAGACCGCCUGAAUCUCCUGACGUCAUCCCUGCCAAAACUUGUCCGGGUUCUUCCAACGCCAUUCAACUGUACAACAUCAGAUACGACCCUCGUGAGACCUGCAACGUGGCCCGCGACAACAAGGAGAUCGUUCUUAAGCUCCUUCAGCGACUGCAGUACUAUCAGUCGGUCUCAGUCCCGGUCGACUUCCCAGCGACCGACGAAAGGGCUAACCCACAGCUCCACGGCGGAUUCUGGAUGCCAUAUCUAGAUUGAUGAACGGGGCCCUCCCGCCAGUACGGGUGAUUCACAAUAGUGCGCCUCCAAGAGUUUGCAACGCGUU